Molecule: messenger RNA, 254 nt
Organism: Staurois parvus
Lineage: Eukaryota; Metazoa; Chordata; Amphibia; Anura; Ranidae
Source: the annotation of a GenBank genome assembly
UGGGCACUGACUGGUGGCACUGACUGGCAGCACUGCUGGGCUGCACUGGUGGGUGGCACUGGUGGGCAGCACUGGUGGGUGGGCACAGGGGAGGACUGACAACUCAUGGGGCCCCCGGGCAAUAGGGGAUCAUGGGGCCCCUGUGUCCUUGCCCAAACUCAAAAAAGCCUAAGAAAAAGGUAUCAGGGGCAUCUCAUGGGGCCCCCUACUGACCCCGGGCCCUCGGGCAGUGCCUGAGUUUCCAAAUGGUCAUU